This is a messenger RNA of Arabidopsis arenosa, 330 nucleotides long. Lineage: Eukaryota; Viridiplantae; Streptophyta; Magnoliopsida; Brassicales; Brassicaceae. The record is from the annotation of a GenBank genome assembly.
CUUCAACAAGAUCUCACCAAUUCGAUUUUCAUCAACUUUUCCACAGAGAAAUCAUGGGGUUUUGGACACUAAUGGAAGGAUUGCUGCUAUUUGCAAACGCACUGGCUAUUCUCAACGAAGACCGAUUUCUAGCUCCCAAAGGAUGGACGCUUGCAGAACUCCACCAAACCGGAAAAAGAAACUCUCUCAAAGGCCAAAUCAUCGGUCUCAUCCACGCCUGCCAUUACAUGAGGCUUCCUCUUAUGCUCUUUAACUUAAUUGUCAUUGUCUUUAAGCUUUUCUCCGGUUAAAAUGAUCAAACCCCUUUUUGAAUAAAUUCAAUCCAAACAU